AUGUUCCGUCGUCCUCACCAUGCGCUGAAGCUUUUCAGACGGGUGACUUUCACACCCGUCUCUGCCGGAUUCAGAUGCGCGUCUGUAGUUCCAGCCCGCAAGGCGAGGAGGACUCCAUCUCCGUCUUCUUCGCCGCCAUCGCCACCUACGAUUCAACCCAAGUUGGUCCUGCGUGAAUACCAAGAAGAAUGUAUUCAGGCAGUUGUAUCCUUCUUAGAGACUGGUCAUAAGCGAUUGGGUGUUUCUCUGGCCACGGGGGCGGGCAAGACGGUCAUCUUCACCCAUCUCAUCGACCGAGUCCCUGCUGUCGGCGAUGCUUCGCAGACACUCAUUCUCGCCCACCGCCGGGAACUCGUCGAACAGGCCGCCCGUCACUGCUCCCGUACCUAUGUAGAUAAGCGCGUGGAUAUUGAGAUGGGCAACAAUCAUGCCUCUGGUGCUGCCGACAUCACAGUUGCUUCUGUACAAAGCAUCGUGUCUGGUGAACGCUUGCAGAAGUUUGACCCCUCCCGGUACAAGCUAAUCCUUGUCGAUGAAGCCCAUCACAUUGUCAGCCCAUCUUAUCUCGAUGUCCUCAAGCACUUUGGGCUGAGAUAUUCCGCCGACUGGACCGACGCCAAGGUCCCUGCCCUGGUCGGCGUAUCUGCCACACUCUCGCGCUUCGAUGGACGGAAGCUGGGCGCAGUCAUUGAUCACAUUGUGUAUCAUCGUGACUAUCUUGACAUGAUCGAUGAAGGCUGGCUUUCCGACGUCACCUUUACCACUGUAGAGAUGAAGGCCGAUCUAACCAAAGUGGGCACAGCCGCCAACGGAGACUUCCAAACCAGUUCCCUCUCCAAAGUCAUCAAUACUGACGAGACUAACCAACUUGUUGUCAAAGCAUGGCUGGCAAAAGCAAAGGACCGUCGCUCAACCCUAGUCUUCUGCGUUGACCUGAGCCAUGUCACCAACCUCACUGCUAGAUUCCGAAAACACGGGUUCGAUGCACAGUAUGUCACAGGUGACACGCCAGCCAAGAUUCGUAGUGCAAGGAUCGAGUCUUUCAGGAACGGCGAGUUUCCCGUACUGCUCAACUGCGGUGUCUUUACCGAAGGCACCGAUAUUCCGAACAUUGAUUGCGUUCUUCUGGCUCGACCUACCAAGUCCCGAAAUCUCCUUGUCCAGAUGAUCGGCAGAGGUAUGCGUUUGCAUGAGACCAAACGGGAUUGUCAUGUAAUCGAUAUGGUAUCCACGUUGAGCACUGGUGUCGUAUCAACACCGACUUUGUUUGGCCUGGAUCCCGAUGAGUUUGUCGAAAAUAUGGAUGCGAAAAGUUUAAAGGAGCAGGGCGAAAGGAGAGAGUCAGAGAGACAACGUGAAGGUGAAGUCGCAAAGCUUGUCAAAGAAGCCCCGACCAAGAAACUUCCCGGCACGAUUGAAUUUACCGACUAUGACUCUAUUCAUGACCUCAUUGCCGAUGGAACAAGCGACCAAUACUUCAGAUCCCUCAGCCCAAACGCGUGGGUUAGCGUUGGGGCAGGCAAGCUCAUUCUGUCAAGCAACGGCGGUAACUACAUCAAGAUUGAACCAUCUGAAGACAAAGAAGACCAGUUCGUAGCAAAGUAUUACUGGAAGCUGCCGGCCAUGGACAAAACCAAGAGUCCGUAUGGUAGAGCCCGUACUAUUGCAGAAGGAGACUCACUGGAACACGUUAUCCACGCUGCUGACACCUUUGCUGGCGAAGUGUUUCAGCACAUGUGGAUAGCAAGAAAUCAAUCCUGGAGAAGAAGUCCGGCUUCGCAAGCUCAAAUCGACUUCCUUAAUAAGAGUCGGCCGGCCGAGGAUCAGUUGAAGCCAGGGGAUGUCACCAAGGGAAAGGCGGGUGAUAUGAUUACACGCAUCAAGCAUGGAGUCAAAGGACGUUACGAAAAGGCGACCGCCAAGCAGAGAAGCAAUGACCGCGUGAAGCAGCGCGCUCAGACCUUGCGCGAGCGACUCACUGGCCAAACUAAAGUAGGACCACUCGCUGAGGUAUCCUGA
This is a messenger RNA of Pyrenophora tritici-repentis Pt-1C-BFP, 2019 nucleotides long. The record is from RefSeq and is a predicted model, not a curated record. Lineage: Eukaryota; Fungi; Ascomycota; Dothideomycetes; Pleosporales; Pleosporaceae.